Orussus abietinus is the source of this 590-nucleotide messenger RNA. RefSeq lists its product as uncharacterized. Bases 207 to 590 code for a protein of 127 amino acids. The transcript is spliced from 2 exons. Lineage: Eukaryota; Metazoa; Arthropoda; Insecta; Hymenoptera; Orussidae. The record is from RefSeq and is a predicted model, not a curated record.
GAAAUCCAAACGCACUCCGAAGGCGCACGUGAACAGAGAUAAACAAUCGCGGAGUUACGACCCCCGUGCGAAUUGUCACGUAUUACUAAAAGAGAUCCACCUGAUCGAGAGAGGUUUAGUACCGACUGGAACGCCGACCCGGCCCGCUGCCUCUUCUUCCACUAGCGGCGUCUAGCUCUGUCUCUCUCCCUCCAGUACUGACCACCAUGAGUGCGACGAGGACGAAACACUGCACUUUCCGCCCGGAGGCGGUUGUCGCUCGCGGCUGGUUUUCGUUUUUGCUGGUUUCCCUAUUAGCAGCGAACUCGCUUGCGAUUUGCCCACCCAGCAGCACUACUCGCCUCGACUUGGAAAAGUUCGCAGGAGAAUGGUACAUGGUAGAGGGAACCCCCGUGAAGAAAAACAGCGUCAGUACAUGCGCUCAUUUCCUGGUAAAUCAGACGUCAUCGGAUACCUUCAAGAUAAAGUACACUGCAAUUAGUCACAGGAAUAAUCAGCCGGUCACCUUUAUCGUCGAUGGAACGGUAUCCGAUGAUAUCCUCGCGCAAUGGCAAUUAGUUGGCUACAAGGAGGCCUUUGGUAAACAAUAA